AUGCCAGUCACAAGAUCACAGAAGCAAGCCAUGACCAUCGCAUCAUCUAACCCACCACCGCAUCCAUCAAAACUGCGUACAGGAGCCGGCAGAAUCACCAAACCAGGCAAACCUACCCGCAAGCAAUAUCUCGACUACGACCCGGCACAGAACGCGCGGCGGCAGCGACUCGCGCCAAAGCUGCGAGUGAUGUUCGUACAGUUCCUUCUCAACAGACUCGAGACUCAAGGGAUCGCCGUAGAAGGACUCGGACGGGCCGAGCUACGAGAACAUAUCGCUGCCAUGUCCGAUAACUUUCUCAACAUUGCCGCCAAUCUCGAGCGAGACGAGCGAGAUGUCGAUGAUCUGGCGGAUGUUUUUGGCCAGAUCGUUGCACCGAGCGGCGCUGAUGUAGUCGAUAUGAUUGAUAUGCUGGACUCGACUUCAUUGCUUGGUGGUGCUACUACGGCGAUGGAUCAUGAUCGCGAUUCUGGAGAUAUUUCAGUGGUGUCUGAGAGUACCGACAAAUGGCGUAAAAAGGAGUGA
This is a messenger RNA of Fulvia fulva, 525 nucleotides long. RefSeq lists its product as uncharacterized. The transcript has 2 exons. Bases 1 to 525 code for a protein of 174 amino acids. NCBI's taxonomy places the organism in Eukaryota, Fungi, Ascomycota, Dothideomycetes, Mycosphaerellales, Mycosphaerellaceae. The record is from RefSeq and is a predicted model, not a curated record.